Fusarium fujikuroi IMI 58289 is the source of this 312-nucleotide messenger RNA. RefSeq lists its product as uncharacterized. The record is from RefSeq and is a predicted model, not a curated record. Bases 1 to 312 code for a protein of 103 amino acids. The transcript has a single exon. Lineage: Eukaryota; Fungi; Ascomycota; Sordariomycetes; Hypocreales; Nectriaceae.
AUGGCGCAACUACCAAUUAUAUUUGAGUUAACUCAAGCUGAUUGUGAUAAUGAUGUCUAUCUCUCACUCGACCUUACGAGUAUAUCCCAAAUGGAAGGAUGCACCGUCGAUGAAUACGAAGCAACUAUUUCUUUUGAGCGUUGGGCUUACGACGAGGCCAUGCGCCGCUGGGAAAUUAUCAUGCACCCAUACACCGAUUUGACCGUCGAACCUCUCUGGUAUCGAAAAGAGCCGGUUAUUGAGCCAUUGAUGUCGAUGCUUAUGCAAAAAGAUCGUAUCGUUGAUCCCGCUGCACUAUCAGAAUUCACAUAG